AUGGCUCCUCGCAAGGAUUCCCCGUCGCCACUGCUCACGCCGCAGGGUGUAUCACCGAAGAUCACCACCGACUACAGCACUCAGGUACUGUCGCCGCAGCCAUCAACGGGCUACAGCACCAAGCUAUGGGACGCUCGACCGUCCAAGUACUCGCAGAAUAUCAUGAAGAAAGUCUGCGUCUUCAUUUUCCUCAUGACGAUAUGUGAAGAGGUGGCCAGCUAUGCCGUCAACCAGUCGCUCAAGAAUUUUUUCCAGCGACUGGGCUGGUCCAACAAAGGUUCCAACUCCAUGAAGCUCACAUACGACUCUCUCAGCCAAUUCGCGUGCAUCCCGGCAGGCUAUAUCUCUGAUGAAUUCCUCGGCAAAUUCAAAACGCUGCUUGGUGCUGCAUCCUCCAGCUCCGUGGGCUUUGUGCUCAUCACGCUUGCAGCCCUCACAAUGGCUCCUCGCAAGGAUUCCCCGUCGCCACUGCUCACGCCGCAGGGUGUAUCACCGAAGAUCACCACCGACUACAGCACUCAGGUACUGUCGCCGCAGCCAUCAACGGGCUACAGCACCAAGCUAUGGGACGCUCGACCGUCCAAGUACUCGCAGAAUAUCAUGAAGAAAGUCUGCGUCUUCAUUUUCCUCAUGACGAUAUGUGAAGAGGUGGCCAGCUAUGCCGUCAACCAGUCGCUCAAGAAUUUUUUCCAGCGACUGGGCUGGUCCAACAAAGGUUCCAACUCCAUGAAGCUCACAUACGACUCUCUCAGCCAAUUCGCGUGCAUCCCGGCAGGCUAUAUCUCUGAUGAAUUCCUCGGCAAAUUCAAAACGCUGCUUGGUGCUGCAUCCUCCAGCUCCGUGGGCUUUGUGCUCAUCACGCUUGCAGCCGUGCCGUCAAUCCGCGCUACCCAGUCUUUGAGCAAAACUCUAUUCUGUAUCGGUCUCUUUGGUGGCGUUGCGCUCAACCAGGUGUGCCUUCGAGCGCUGACGGUCUCAUUUGGUGGUGAUCAAUUCUCUACCACGUCUCCUCCAGAAGAGAGGGCGAGGUUCUUCAGUCUAAACUUUUGGGCCUCACGCCUUGGCAUUUCUUUCAGCUACGCCGUGUUUCCUUCGCUCGCAAUCCACGGCUUUGGAGCCAUCCCAGCCGACUAUGGUUUCAUGGCUGUCUACCUGGUUGGCUUGCUCAUGCUGCUUAUUUUCGUCGGAGUUAUGCUUUUCACACGAAAGCGCUAUGUGGACAUCCCACCAACCAGAAGUGCUCUCGGUAGUGUGAUCCGUGUUGUUGUCCGUCGUGCCAAGCACAACUACCAGGCGAGGAUGAUUGUGUUGGGUACGGUCAUGUAUCUCACUGCUUUUCUGCUGAAUUUCCCUGCUGCGUUCUUGGGGGACAAUGGCGAAGUAGGUCACAACAUUUCAUACGCGUGCGGUGUGUUGACAGUCGUUGCUACCGUCAUCUACAUCUAUUACGCUCGAGACCCCUCGUUCAUUGAAGGCGCCACCGAUGCCGUCGGCGUCGAUCUCGACCCUGAAACGAUUCGUGGGAUCAAGCAAGUGAUCCGUAUCCUGCCUUUCAACGCCUUUAAUAUGUUCUGGUGGGUCUGCCAGAACCAACGCGGCAACAACCAAACAAUCAUCCAGCAGACCGAUAUGAGACUCGGGAGCGGGCCUGACGCCAGCCAAAUUCCGGGCCCCACAGUCCAAAUCUUCAAUCCUGCUUCUGGCUUUCUCUUCGUGCCACUGCUUGACAAGAUUGUCUAUCCAUUGUACGAGAAGUAUGUUGGCAAACCGCCCAGCAGAUAUGGCAAGGUUUUGGCUGGUUACAUCGUGGCAAUCAUCGCGAUGCUCUGGUCUGGCUGCUUUGAAAUUAUCCGACGUAAUUCCCCUUUGCUGAUGUAUGUAGAUGCCAAUGGAGAAACGCAGUACAUCUUGAACGACGACGGCGGUCAGCCGAUGAGCGACAUUCCGUGGUAUGCUGCGAUUCCUCAGUACUGUCUUGUAUCAUUGGCGACGGUAUUCAUCCAAAUCUCCACGUACAACAUCGGCUAUACGGAGGUCCCACUCAGUUUGUGUGGCAUGUCCAUCGCCUUGGGCUUCUUCAUGAACUCUAUGGGGAGCACGCUCCUGUCCGUGUUCGUGCUGCUGUUCGGCAAGUACAUCCCCACCGACUUGAACGACGGCCACAUGGAGUAUUUGUACUUUACACUGGCAGCGGUGAUGGCGAUCAACACUUUUUUCUAUGUACUGGUGAUGAAGGAGAUGAACUUUGCAAUGAUCCCACCAGUCGACCGGUCGGCAAAGGAUCCGCUAACACGGAAUCUGCAGGACCGAGAGUCAAAACGUGAUCGGGCGGCAUCGGUAGCUUAG
Molecule: messenger RNA, 2346 nt
Organism: Phytophthora nicotianae INRA-310
Lineage: Eukaryota; Oomycota; Peronosporomycetes; Peronosporales; Peronosporaceae
Exons: 2
Coding region: 1-2346 (781 amino acids)
Biological process (GO): transmembrane transport
Cellular component (GO): membrane
Molecular function (GO): transmembrane transporter activity
Source: RefSeq, a predicted model, not a curated record